Alternaria alternata is the source of this 843-nucleotide messenger RNA. RefSeq lists its product as hypothetical. Lineage: Eukaryota; Fungi; Ascomycota; Dothideomycetes; Pleosporales; Pleosporaceae. Bases 1 to 843 code for a protein of 280 amino acids. The transcript is spliced from 3 exons. The record is from RefSeq and is a predicted model, not a curated record.
AUGCCGGGAGUUCCACUUGACGCGAUGGAUCAGAUGAAGAAGGCCUUCAAGGGUCUCUUCAAGGGCAAGAAGUCCAAGAAGGAAGAGCCAAAGCCCACGGCCACUUCUGAGGCCUCUACUACGCCUGCGCAAACCAAGCCUAGCGAGACUACGCCAGCUGCACCCGCUCCCGCACCCGUCCCCGAGCCCGCGAAGACUGAGACGACACCUGCUGCCCCAGCGUCUGCGUCUGCGCCAGUCCCGGCGCCUGCUGAACCCGCAGCGGUUCCAGCCUCGGAUCCUGCUCAGGGUGAGGCGAAGAAGGAUGAAGCCGCUGCAUUGGCCGAAGUCAAGCAGGCCACGUCGAGUAGGUUAUCAUCUCCUUCACAUUCUAGUCCGCUACCGUAUCGUGGAGACGAUGCCUGGCAUGGAUCCAGGCGACGACAGAAAGUCGACUUGGACCGCACACCCGAACCCGUUGGCGCCGUUGCACCCGCUCCCCCGACCGCUGCUGAGGCUCAGCCCACAGCCACCGAGGCACCAAAGGACACUGAGGCCAAGGCGACGGAUACACCUGCACCAGCUGCCCCUUUGGAUCUUCCCGCCAUUCCUAGCAGCCAGCCCGCUGCUGGUAUGAGCGCUACAAGCGGACCUAUGUUUGAUGAGCCCAACUUCGGCGAGGACAAGCCCGCUGCACCAGCUGCACCAGCUGCGGCGCCUGCUCCCGCCGCUCAGGCUGAGGAGCCUGUUGCUCCCGCACCUACUCCAGCGGCUCCCACUACUGCUGCCGCUCCUGCGCCUAGUGCUGAACCUACCGCAGCUCCUGCUGCCCCGGCCGCCGCUGAAGAGAAGGCAGAGAAAUAG